CACAAUUUCGGAAUUUCUUCACAUCUUGCUGGUCCCAUUAAUCCGCGUCCGCCACUCUCAUUCUUCUUCUCGACAAACCCUGUUUUGGAAAAAGAUUGUGUAAACUACAUGACACGGCCUCUGUUCUACCCAUGUGCCUGUGACACCACCGAUUGAAAACGCUCGUCUCUUCAAAACCCGUCGUCGCCAUGAAAAUCUUCGCACCCAGGAUGGCCCGACCCCCAUCCGACGCCUUUACCCGCUUCACCUCGACGACACCACACGCCAUGCAGCGACCCUCCUCGUCGUCCACGACGUUCACCUACCAACCCGCCUCACGCCCGUCCUCGACGCCGUCACCACAGACACCGCAACCUCUACGCUCCACACCCUCGCCCAACGAGACACCACAGGAAAAGGUAGCGCGCCUCCGCGCCGCCGCCCGGUUAGCCCGAGACCAAGCGUCGUCGUCCCCCCUCGAACGGGCGAUCGAGGGCGGUCGGGUCUGGGCCGACCGGGCCCACCGGUUCACGGCCUUUGGCCUCAUCCUGUUCGCGGGCGUGACGGUCGUGGUGGCCGCGUACGGGACGACGAGCCUCAUCGCCCACAACCGCCGGCAGAAACGGGCGUGGGUCGAGCGGGAACUCGACCGUCUCGACGCGGCCAGGCAGGCCUUCCUCCGCGGCGAGGCCACGGCCGAACAGCUCCACCUCCUGGAGCAGGAGCGGGCGGGCGAGGAGAUGGAGGCCGCGAGGAAACGCGAGGUCGAGCGCAAGAAGGGCGAGAGCUACUGGAGCAGGUUGAAGGGCGUCAUGAGCGCCAACGCCGCGGCCGGCCAGAUGGGCACCGAGACCGAGGAGGAGAAGCGGGAGCGUGAGGAGCGGCGGGCGAGGAGGCAGAGAUCCGCUUCGUCGUCCCCCGCGGACGAAACCUUCGUCGAGGGCGAGGUCAGACCCGUCGCCGUGACGUCCACGAACGUCAAGGGCGUCGGGCUCGACGCAAAGGGCCGCCCGGUGCCGCUGGACAAGAUGGAGUACGUCAAGACCAAGGUCGAGGACGGGCGAAGGUCGGGCGAGAAGGAAGUCAUUGCACGGACUGGUAUCAGGGGAGGACCUCUGGACCAGCUCGCCGAGAACGUCUCUCAGGCCGUUGUGACCCCUUCGACCCAGAGCCAGGGGUGGUUGAGCUGGUUGAGAGGCAGUAAAUCGUAGGGGUGGUCUCCGGAGGGAGAUGUUUGAAGGAGAAGGGGGACGAGAGCAGGUGGUCCAACUUCUUGUUUCUUGUACAAAUUUUUCAACGCCGAGAGAGCAAAAAGGCUGCAUAGCGUUAAUGGGAUCAAAUUCAUUUCACCUCCACGAUAAUACGCAGCUCGUUUUAAGGGGAGUGACCUGGAUUCUUCACAUCACCACCACUACCAUUACCGUCGUCAAUAGUCUCACAUUUACUUUCUAGGCUUUACUCGUACAACAAACGGCUGCGCACCGACGGUGCCACCGAGUCUAGGUAGGUACU
Molecule: messenger RNA, 1491 nt
Organism: Exophiala oligosperma
Lineage: Eukaryota; Fungi; Ascomycota; Eurotiomycetes; Chaetothyriales; Herpotrichiellaceae
Exons: 1
Coding region: 189-1190 (333 amino acids)
Source: RefSeq, a predicted model, not a curated record